CUUUCCCCCUUUUUCUUUUCAUUUCUCUGAUUGAUGAAGCCGUCAGUAUUGAAGGAAAAUUCCCAGACCUUUCGUUGAAUGUUCUAACAACAAAAAAAAAAAAAAAAGUAUCCAAACACACCCUUAAAAUUUUCUUAAAGAUCCAUUUUGAUUUUUUAAGGAAGUGACAAAAAAAAUGCAGACAAGGUACAUGGAAAGAUCUAAUAGUAUGGGGGGAAGAGAGAAGAGAUCUUUGGAUUCUAACUCUAAUGUUGAUGAAGAUGCUCAACCUGACCGCAAAAGACCAGCUUUAGCUAGUGUGAUCGUUGAAGCCCUUAAGGUCGAUAGUCUGCAGAGACUUUGCUCAUCCUUGGAACCCAUUCUUCGAAGAGUUGUUAGUGAGGAAGUAGAACGUGCUUUGGCAAAGUUGGGGCCUGCAAGACUUGUUGGAAACGGAAGGUCUUCUCCCAAGCGAAUCGAAGCACCUGAUGGGAGAAAUUUGCAGCUUCAGUUCAGAAGUAGGCUUUCUUUACCUCUUUUUACCGGAGGCAAAGUAGAAGGCGAGCAAGGAUCUGCAAUUCACAUCGUUUUAAUUGAUGCGAAUACUGGGCAACUUGUCGCAACGGGUCCAGAAUCAUCUGCGAAACUGGAUAUUGUUGUGCUUGAAGGUGAUUUCAAUGAUGAAGAUGAUGCCGAUUGGACCCAAGAAGAUUUUGAGAGUCAUGUGGUGAAAGAGCGCGAAGGAAAGAGACCCCUUUUAACUGGAGAUGUGCAAGUGACACUGAAAGAAGGUGUGGGAACUCUUGGAGAACUGACAUUUACUGAUAAUUCAAGCUGGAUAAGAAGCAGACAGUUCAGGCUAGGACUGAGGAUUGUUGCAGGGCAUUGUGAUACUGUUCGUAUCCGUGAAGCAAAGACUGAAGCUUUCACUGUCAAGGAUCAUAGAGGGGAAUUGUACAAAAAACACUAUCCUCCUGCAUUAAACGAUGAAGUCUGGAGAUUAGAGAAGAUUGGGAAAGAUGGGGCUUUCCAUAAGAGACUAAAUAAAUGUGGCAUAACUACAGUUGAAGAUUUCUUGCGGUUCGUAGUCAGAGAUCCACAGAGGUUGCGAAAUAUACUCGGAAGUGGCAUGUCGAAUAAGAUGUGGGAUGCACUUGUCGAGCAUGCAAAGACGUGUGUACUUAGUGGAAGGGUUUUUAUCUACUAUCCCGAUGGUCCUCAAGGGGUUGGCGUAAUUUUCAACAGCAUCUAUGAGUUUAACGGACUAUUUGCUGGUGGCCAAUACUACUCAACUGAUUCUCUUUCCGACACUCAGAAGGUCUAUGCAGACACGUUGAUAAAGAAAGCGUAUGAGAACUGGACCCAUGUUGUGGAGUAUGAUGGCAAGUCUCUCUUGAGCUUGAAACAGAACAAGAUCGAAGAUUCCUCCAGGACUGAGUCACCAGUUUCCCAACCAAACCCCAAUUUCUACACCCAUGAACUCUCUUUACCCAGCUUACCUGUUGCUCCUCCCAUGGAACAGCCUUCUGUGGAUCCAGGUCUGAAGAUUGGAGGUUUACAUGAUGCAAUGGGUACAAGAUACUCUGCACAGUCACAAACAAUGAACUUUAACGGGUCUGCUCAAUAUGCCACAUCACUUUUGCCUCAGAAUCAGUUCAUUGGUACUUCGGGUCUAAGCCAGCCUUCCAGAAACAAUGAUGCAUUGUCUCUUGGACCUGCACAACCAUCCUUGUCCGGGUUGCAGCCUGUUGGAACCUCCAACUUUGUAGAUUACAGGGGAAAUGAGAACUUGCUAUCAGAGGAAGAUAUCCGCAUGAGAAGUCAUCAGAUGCUUGAACAUGAAGACAUGCAACAUCUGCUUCGCAUAUUUGGGAUGGGUAAUGGUGGUCAUCAAGCUCAAAAUCCCGUCAGUGUGUCUGAGGACCCGUACCCAUAUUCAGCAGGUUAUGCCCCAUCACCAGCAAUCAAUUUCAAUUUCGAUGAGGAUAGAAGCCGCUCUUCUGGGAAAGCUGUUGUGGGAUGGCUCAAGCUUAAAGCGGCCCUUAGGUGGGGCAUCUUUAUCAGGAAGAAAGCUGCUGAGAGACGGGCUCAGCUUGUUGAGUUGGAUGAUACAUAAAUAUGAACCCCAAUCAAGAUGGCCCUGGUUUAUUUACAAUUAGCUGGUCAUUAGGCCCCAACUAGCUAAUGUUCUACAGUUGCGUAGUGCAGUAUAAGGUUAUAAACUUGGACGAAUAUUAUAGUGGGGAUGAUGCCUGCUUUCUUGACUUGCUUGGUAAUGGAUCUUGCUUGGUAAUGGAUCCCUAAGGAUAAAAAGGACUUGAAGCUGAGUCGAGAUGCUAUAGCAGAAAAGUGACUAAUUUCAGGGAUACCUUCUGCGAGCAUGAGAGGGUUCUUUUGUUUUACCAUCUCUGCCUGUACCUCCACAUCAAGGUCUUUACCUCCGCAAUCUGCAUCAAGGUCUUUAAUAUAAGAGGCCUGUUUUUAUGUUCAUUUUUUUUGUCACUGUGUACUUGUUGUAUCAUGACUGGUUAGAUGAGGUCUAACUUAACAAAAUCUUGUGUAUUUAUUAUUUUGACGCAAUAAUUGUUAGUGGUAGUUAUCUUGAUUACCAGAUGGAAUAAUAUGCUUGAAUGAAAUCUUCAUUGUUUUCAUC
This is a messenger RNA of Beta vulgaris subsp. vulgaris (sugar beet), 2632 nucleotides long. RefSeq names its product calmodulin-binding protein 60 B. Bases 176 to 2095 code for a protein of 639 amino acids. Gene Ontology annotation, biological process: regulation of salicylic acid biosynthetic process. The transcript has 9 exons. Gene Ontology annotation, molecular function: DNA-binding transcription factor activity; sequence-specific DNA binding; calmodulin binding. Lineage: Eukaryota; Viridiplantae; Streptophyta; Magnoliopsida; Caryophyllales; Amaranthaceae. The record is from RefSeq and is a predicted model, not a curated record. Gene Ontology annotation, cellular component: nucleus.